AUGGAGGAGCCGACAGUUCUCACAGACGAGCAGAUAGAUGAACUACUAAGCCAGGCUGAGGCCCGGCUGCGGGAAAAAGCUGCCGGCGCCGACGAAGGCGAGAUUCUUCUGGUGGCGGACAAUACAGCCCCCAAAUCCAGGAAACCACUUCCGAAGUUGCGUCAUGGUCUUGCGCGAUCAACCUAUAUCAAAGAUAAUCACGGCGUCGCAGAGACUGACCCAAAGGCCACAAUCGUACAGCCGCAGGCCUCGCAGGCAGGAGGACUGAGACCCAUCGAAUUGCCUCAAAAAGCGAAGAAAGUUAACGACCAGACAUCUGCAGGACCGGAAUGGUUCGACAUGCCCAAAACCAACUUGACUCCUCAGCUCAAGCGUGACCUCCAGCUGAUCGAGAUGCGAUCCGUCCUCGACCCACACAGACACUACAAGAAGAACAACCGAAAGGGCAAAGUCCCGACGUUCUCGCAGACGGGGACAGUCGUCGAAGGUCCGACCGAGUUCUUCAGCGCAAGAAUCAACAAGAAGGAACGGGCAAAGAAUUUUGUGGAGGAGGCAAUAGUCACCGAGAAUCAGACCGGUCGGUUCAAGCGGAAGUACGGCGAGAUACAGGAGUCGAAGAUGAGUGGCAAGAAGGCGCACUACAAAAAGCUCAUGGCGAAGAGGAAGAAGCGACCUUGA
Messenger RNA from Cladophialophora yegresii CBS 114405, 678 nucleotides. RefSeq lists its product as uncharacterized. Gene Ontology annotation, cellular component: nucleolus. The record is from RefSeq and is a predicted model, not a curated record. The transcript has 3 exons. The coding region runs from base 1 to 678 and encodes 225 amino acids. Gene Ontology annotation, biological process: RNA processing. Lineage: Eukaryota; Fungi; Ascomycota; Eurotiomycetes; Chaetothyriales; Herpotrichiellaceae. Gene Ontology annotation, molecular function: RNA binding.